AUGGCACCUUUCCAACCCCUAUCUCAGCCUGCUACCCUCUUAGGCUACCAUCGCCAACUAGCACCAGCGGCAGGCAUCAAAGUCAGCUCGAUCUGCCUCGGCGCAAUGAACUUCGGCACCGCAUGGAAGGACUGGCUCGGCGAGUGCAACGAGCAAACCUCCUUCGAAAUCCUCGACUACUUCUACAGCCAGGGCGGCAAUUUCAUCGACACAGCCGUCAACUACCAAGCCACAGAAUCCGAGACCAUCUUGGGCAACUGGAUGGCCGCCCGUGGCAAUCGCGAUGAGAUGGUCAUUGCCACGAAAUAUGGCACCGGCUUCCGCAUCCACGAGGGUCGCAAGAUCAUUCAGAGCAAUUUCGGGGGCUUGAACGCGAAGAAUCUCAAACACUCCCUAGACUCGUCUUUGGCAAAAUUGCAAACAUCGUUCGUGGACAUCUUGUACGUGCACUGGUGGGACUCGUCUGCCAACAUUCCUGAAGUAAUGCAUGCCUUGAAUGAUGUAGUGGCGCAGGGGAAGGUGCUGUACUUGGGCAUUUCGGACACGCCUGGGUGGAUCGUGGCCAAAGCGAAUGAGUACGCCAAGGCACAUCAUCUGCGGCAGUUUGUCGUGUACCAGGGGAGGUGGAGUGCGGCACACAGAGACUUUGAGAGAGACAUCAUCCCGUUGGCUCGCGCGGAUGGCAUGGCGAUUGCGCCGUGGGGAGUACUGGGACAGGGGCUAUUCAAGACAAGGGAGCAGCGAGAGGCAGCGACGGAUGACGACCGUAAGAGCUGGGCGCCGAUCACGGACGAGCAGCAACUCGUGGUGGACAAACUCGAGGAGAUUGCGCGGCGCAAGGAGACGAGUCUACAGAACGUUGCGAUAGCGUACACGCUGCACAAGACGCCGUAUGUGUUUCCUGUGCUGGGUGGGAGGAAGCUGGAGCAGCUGAAGAGCAAUUUGGAGGCGCUGAAUGUGAGGAUGUCGAGGCAGGAUAUGGAUGAGAUUGAUAUGGCGACGGGAAAGGCGUUUGAUUUGGGAUUCCCGCAGAAUACGUUUGCGCCGGGUAAGAAGACGGAUGUCUCGGGCGAUGUUAUGGCGAAGGAUAAUAUUGGGAAUUCGUUCUUCUGGAUUGGGGACGAGGUGCCUUUUGCGCAGCCGAUUCAGUUGGGCUAUCACUAG
This is a messenger RNA of Cyphellophora attinorum, 1164 nucleotides long. Its product is annotated as Norsolorinic acid A. NCBI's taxonomy places the organism in Eukaryota, Fungi, Ascomycota, Eurotiomycetes, Chaetothyriales, Cyphellophoraceae. The transcript has a single exon. The record is from RefSeq and is a predicted model, not a curated record. Bases 1 to 1164 code for a protein of 387 amino acids.